Messenger RNA from Durotheca rogersii, 1623 nucleotides. RefSeq lists its product as uncharacterized. The record is from RefSeq and is a predicted model, not a curated record. The transcript has 2 exons. Gene Ontology annotation, molecular function: metal ion transmembrane transporter activity. Gene Ontology annotation, cellular component: membrane. Gene Ontology annotation, biological process: transmembrane transport; metal ion transport. Bases 1 to 1623 code for a protein of 540 amino acids. NCBI's taxonomy places the organism in Eukaryota, Fungi, Ascomycota, Sordariomycetes, Xylariales, Xylariaceae.
AUGCCGUAUCUCAACCACAUCAUAAAGGCUUCUAGUGCGUGGCCCCAUCUCCGCCACCUCGCGCAGUGGAUGGAGGUGACGACGUCGCCCAACAAAUGGCAGCUUAUCAAGUCGUGCGACGACCUGCACCAGAUCCGCGCCGAGAGGGCUCGCCGUACCAAGGUUGCAGCUAUCGAUUUCGCCCCGAGCCAGCCAAACCCGGUUACGGAACUCAUCGAGGAUCCGGAGAAGCUGCAGUCCGAUCUGGACCGGCCCCUAUCCCCGGGCGCCACUCGGCUCUAUAUCGUCGAGGACCUCUCGCGGGACGUGAUCGAGUGCCUCGGCUACAAGCUCAACAUCGAUCCUCUCUUCUUCCGCGAACACAUCAACGAUUACUUGUGGUACAACACCCGCGACCCGUGGGUUGAGCUACCCGAUCUCGACAUGGUAUCGAGAAACCGGCCAUAUUUCCGCCUCAUCUAUACGCAGCCGCGGUACUUCAAAGAUAAGCAGAGCGUCGAAACCGCGAACCGGCAGGCCGGGCGUUUCAACGUCCUCCGACGGCUCGACCUCGAUACCGAGCACAGGUCCUUAUUCGACGAAGACUCGGCGAUAGUGGCCCUGGUAAGAAGCAAGGCGUCGCUGUGGAUUGCGCCGGACGACAGCCCCCGCAAAGGCACCGGCGUCCUGCUCAUCGACCCCUCGAUAACCCAGGGCUACCCGCUGUGGCGCGGCUAUCGGCCCUUCCGGAACUCUCCGUGCCCGUUCCCGGAGCACGAGGGAGAGUACGACCGGGCGCCCGGAACGUCGCUCUUCGACGACCUCCUGUUCUGGAUCCAGAAAACGGAGGCGGGCGACAUCGACGCGAUCCGGGAGAGCCCCCGGGCGAUGGCGUUCCGGAUGCUGCAGAUCAUAUGCGCCGAGUGGCUGACGCUGACGCGGUACAUCACCGCGCGGCUGAGCCAGAUCGAGUGGGAGAUCGAGAAGCCCGACUUCCGGCGCGCGUCGACCAACUUCAACACCUCGCUCGAGAAGCUGCACACGUGGCGGCGGCGGCUGCCGCUGUACCGGGCCAUGGUGGCCGACGCGCGCGAGAAGCUGUUCCCCGACGCGGCGGCGGGGGCGGCUGGGGCGGCCCGCGGCCCGCGCGACAGCGUCGAGCAGCUGCGCCGGGACUACGCGAUCGUGGCGCGGCACAUCGAGGAGCUGCUGUCGCGGGCGGAGCGCAUCGCGGCGGUGGCGACGGCGGUGACGGCGAUCGAGGAGAGCCGGCGCGCGAUCGAGCAGAACAAGGCGCUCGGGCGGCUGACGUACCUGGCCGUCAUCUUCGCGCCGCUGAGCUUCGUGUCCAGCUUCUUCAGCAUGACGGACAACGUCGCCUCCCAGGCGCAGACCUACUGGGUCUACUUCUGCAUCGCCAUCCCCAUCAGCAUCCUCGCCUUCCUCCUCGUCGACCAGAACUGGACCAACAACAUCCAGCGCGUCCGCGGCUCCUCCGCCAAGCAGGACGGCAAGCCGGCCCCGCCGCCCCGCCCCCGCGUCCAGCACAGGGCCUCCGACUUCCUCAGGUGGGACCAGGCGACCCCGACGGCCCCGGUAGCUACUACGUAUGCGAGGGCCCCCAACAUCGAGAACGGCAGAUGA